AUGGGCUUGAGAAUCACGACUUGGAACGUGAACGGCAUAAGGAACCCGUUCGGGUACCAGCCAUGGAAUCAGACCCGUACCUUCCAGGCCAUGUUCGAUAUCUUAGAGGCCGAUAUCGUAGUCAUGCAGGAGACCAAGAUUCAGAGAAAAGACCUCCGCGAUGAUAUGGUUCUGGUACCUGGCUGGGACGUCUACUUCAGCCUCCCGAAACACAAGAAAGGCUAUUCUGGAGUGGCAAUAUACACGAGAAACUCGAAAUGCAGUCCCAUACGCGCCGAGGAAGGGAUCACUGGUGUUCUCUGUCCUCCAAACUCUACCACCAAGUUUCGAGACCUCCCCCCUGAUCAACAAAUUGGCGGUUACCCAGAGCCCAACCAACUGUCCAGCGGACUGGAUGAAGCUACUCUCGACUCAGAAGGCCGUUGUGUCGUUCUUGAGUUCCCCGCCUUCGUUCUCAUCGGCGUUUACAGCCCUGCCACAAGAGACGAAACCAGAACCGAGUUCCGCCUGGGCUUUAUAGACGCUAUGGAUGCCAGAGUCCGUAAUCUCGUGGCCAUGGGCAAGCAAGUGAUUCUCACUGGCGAUCUCAACAUUAUACGAUCCGAGAUCGACAGUGCCGGCCUCAUGGAUCAACUUCGGAAAGAAGGCAUGACGAUGGAGGACUUCUUCUCCAUGCCAUCUCGACGCUUCUUCCACCAGCUCAUCUUUGAGGGUCAAGUCACCGGAGAAAGGGAUAAAGGGCGAGAAGAGCCGGUGAUGUGGGACAUUUGCCGAGUGUUUCAUCCCGACCGACUCGGCAUGUACACCUGCUGGGAAACAAAGAAGAAUGCUCGCCCCGGAAACUUCGGCAGCCGGAUUGAUUACGUGCUCUGCAGCGCCGGCAUGAAAGAGUGGUUCCAAGACUCAAACAUCCAAGAAGGUCUCAUGGGCUCCGACCACUGCCCCGUUUAUGCGACUCUUGCCGAUGUCAUCAAACUCGACGGAAAAGACGUUCGUACUCUUGACGUCAUGAACCCCCCCGGCAUGUUUGAGGAAGGUCAAAGAAAGAAAGAAUGGACAACAAAGGAUCUUCUCCCGCUAUCAGCUAAGCUUAUCCCGGAAUUUGACCGGCGGCGCAGCAUACGGGACAUGUUCUCCAAAAAGGGAGGCGCCUCGAAGCCAAAAGACCAAAGCGCUGCAGCGGGAAGCAAGAAGAUACCUGAGCAGGAUUUGGCACCACCAACUCCACUGCCUCUGACUACAACGCCUGAGGCUGUACUCGAUGAAGACCCUGCCGUCGGCGAUGACCCCUUUGCCAUUCCACAGCAUCCCUCAAGAGCUAUACCUAUCACUACACCCAAGCGACAAGCAUCCACGGUCUCAGACCGACCACAGAAAAAACAGAAGCCGUCUCUCGUGAAGCAGGGUUCAAAGUCAACAAGUGGGAAGGCACAGAGCAGUCUUACCGGGUUCUUCAAACCCAAGACCGCGUCCCCAAGCAAGAAGGAAUCCGAGGAGCCGGAAUCGCCAUUUGGGACCGAGUCGCCGCAGAAAGGUAGAACCUCCAUUCCCGUGCUGUCACUUCGAGGUGCUGACAUUGAAAGUGACAUACUCGCCGGUCUCCCGGUCUCCUGGACCGGCAACCCCCGAAAAGGCAGGCGAUGA
This is a messenger RNA of Phaeoacremonium minimum UCRPA7, 1644 nucleotides long. Its product is annotated as putative dna-(apurinic or apyrimidinic site) lyase 2 protein. Gene Ontology annotation, cellular component: nucleus. Lineage: Eukaryota; Fungi; Ascomycota; Sordariomycetes; Togniniales; Togniniaceae. The transcript is spliced from 5 exons. Bases 1 to 1644 code for a protein of 547 amino acids. The record is from RefSeq and is a predicted model, not a curated record. Gene Ontology annotation, biological process: base-excision repair. Gene Ontology annotation, molecular function: endonuclease activity; phosphoric diester hydrolase activity; DNA-(apurinic or apyrimidinic site) endonuclease activity.